AUGAGCUCCGAUUUAUUCGAAGUUUUCACGGACGUCGAAGUGCUGAAAUCAAGAGAACCUGAAUACUUCCAGUGUCAGGAGGUGGUGAAUAUUGGGAACGAGUCGGAUAUGUAUCCGAGUAGUUUGCCGGCCGCAGUGCCUCCGCAGCCAAACGGAUCAGCAAGUGGCUGCCAGGAAUCGGCCACAUCCCGAAUGCAAAUACCGCCGACGAUCGCUGGUAAAACGUUCGUGGGUGUUUUAGAGGAAGGAUGCAGGAAGUACUACGAUGGAACGACACCAACGUACUCCGGUGGAUUUCAGCUGGAUUGGUUUGCGAUCAAAUGUGAGCUGCGAAAGCUGUCCGGUGUAGGAAGUGCAAAAACGAAGAAAUCUGCGAAGCAGUUGGCUGCCAAGGAGGUUUUGCUGAAGAUAAUAAUGAAAAUGAUUCUUGCUAUUUUUAUAGCUGAUACCUUUUUGUUCAUUGAUUGGUUCACAUUGUCAGUAUCACUUUUCGAGUCGUCAAUUCCUGCUGGUGUUGUCACUCGGAAUAAAUUGAUGCCCGAGCUGUCUGCACCAGAGGAGGAAACCGACAGCAAUUUGUCCGAGAAUUGGAUCGGCAAAAUCAACGAGAAGUAUGUCAUUGAGAAGGCAUCAUGUCAAAAGCUGAAAUUACGUGGUGCCGUUUAUGAUGUUAAGGAUGAAGGUGUAGCACCGCAACAUCUAUUCGUGGCCACCUGCUCUGUUUGCAAACUGACAACAACUGGUCAAGGAAGAACCAAGAAGGAGGAUAUGCAAGAGGAUGAAUUCGUCGGCGAACUGGCUGUAAUGAAGUUGGUGAGAGAGGCGCAGAUGGAUUGCAAGGAUGCUGAAUCAAAGCUGCAAGAUUUAUUGAAUGCGGACGACGAACUGGUCAAAGAAGUUUUUACAAAACAACAACUGAACUUCACGAUUUUCAGUGAAGCAGAUGUCAAUGGUGACAUUCAGUGUAUGCUGAAAGUGUUGGGCGCCAAUGAUGAAUCGAAUGUGUUCGGUGGGAACGGCCAAAACGAACAGCUUUCGCGAGAUUGUGCUGCGAGAGAAGCAUUCGAAUUUCUUUAUGUGUUCAUGAAAUCGAACUUGGAAAAACGACAGCUAGAAGAGAAGAAAAAACAAGAUGGACAAGAAAAAUGA
This is a messenger RNA of Anisakis simplex (herring worm), 1149 nucleotides long. NCBI's taxonomy places the organism in Eukaryota, Metazoa, Nematoda, Chromadorea, Rhabditida, Anisakidae. The record is from the annotation of a GenBank genome assembly.